AUGAAUUUAAUAAAAUAUUCCAAAAAUAAACAUAACGGACUUACAGGUUCACCACUUUGUCCUGGUAAGCCAAUUGUUCCUGCAGGGCCUGGCAAUCCAAUUGGGCCUUGUUCUCCCCUUUCGCCUCUCUCUCCAGGAAAACCAGAUGGUCCAUCUUUUCCAUCCUUACCAGAUUUUUCUUACCGGUUCACCUAUUUGUCCUGGAGCUCCGGGCAUGCCAGUGUCACCUUUAGGUCCGAAAGGUCCAUCACUUCCACGUCUUCCUCUCGAACCUCUGAAUCCCUUUAUCAUAAAUGUGAAAUUUAUUGUUUGAAUUUAAUUAAAAGUAAAAAUAGUUUUUAUUACUCUUGGCCCAGUUUCACCUCGUUCUCCGGGCUGACCACUCCUUGUGGGCCAGGCUCUCCUUUAGGCCCUGCUGAUCCUGGGUUUCCUGCUCUACCAUCAGAACCUGGAGCUCCAGGACUUCCUGGAUAUCCAGGCUUCCCUUGUGGUCCAGGUAUUCCCGGGGAACCUUAA
This is a messenger RNA of Clunio marinus, 516 nucleotides long. The record is from the annotation of a GenBank genome assembly. NCBI's taxonomy places the organism in Eukaryota, Metazoa, Arthropoda, Insecta, Diptera, Chironomidae.